CUAUAUGGACAGUUUGGUGUCGAAGAUGUUUAUGUUACGGGCAACCGAUCUGCUCCUAAUACAAGAUUUCAUGAGUUCAUACGGGGUCUUGGUUUCGGUCUGUUGCUUCAAAAAGCUGGUAAAAGGGUGUACUUGAUUGAUGAAUUUAGAGCAAGUCAGUUCUACACAGCCUGUGAAAGUAGAAGUCUCGAAACGUUUUGGAUGGUAGAUAACCCGCGCCCUCAUAGACGAAGAGCAAAUUCUCCUGUAAUUAAACAUUGUCUCUAA
Molecule: messenger RNA, 267 nt
Organism: Mucor mucedo
Lineage: Eukaryota; Fungi; Mucoromycota; Mucoromycetes; Mucorales; Mucoraceae
Exons: 1
Source: RefSeq, a predicted model, not a curated record